AUGGCCGGUUUCUCCUCCUCCGGCUCCGACCCCUUCAACUCCUCCCGCUCCGGUAGCAGCAACCCCUUCGCCGGCCCCUCCGUCGCCGUCAUCCGCGCCAUCCCCAUCGCCGAGCACGUGCCAGUGACGCUCUCCACCACCGUUGCCAACUUCUUCCCGUGGAAGACGUACUUCGGGCUGCUCUUCCGCGAGUAUGAUCUCCUCGAUCACGUCGACGGCACCAUCGACCUCCUCGCCAUGCCGCACGACCCCGAGUGGCUCGCGAUCGACGCCACCAUCAUCCGCUGGUUCUACCAGACCGUCUCCAGCGACAUCUUCCGCACCGUCGUCCGCGACGGCGACUCCGCACACACGGUCUGGGCUAAGAUCACCGGCCUCUUCACCGACAACAAAAUCCAGCGGGUCACCUUCCUCCAGCAGGAGUUCUUCGGCACCCACCAGAACGACCAGUCUCUCGACGAGUACGUCCUCAAGCUGAAGAGCCUCUCCGACGAGCUUCGUGACUUGGAGUUUCCGAUCGAUGACAAGAUCAUGCUUUCCACCCUGUCGGUGGGUCUCGGCGAGGAUCUCAGCAACGCCGCCUCCAACCUCACGCUCAUCACCACGCCCACCUUCGAGCAGGCUGUGGCCUACCUGCGCCUCGAGGAGCGCCGCCUCAAGCAUCUCCAGGCUCGGGCGGCCCAUACCGCCUUCAUCGCCGGCUUCUCCCGCGGUGCCCAGACUCCCGCACCUCGCCCCACCGGUCCGUCGCCGGGUUUCCCCGCAGCCGGUCACCAAGCCGGUCAGACCGGGCCGUGGACCGGCCAGUCCGGUCACCAGGCCGGCCCGACCGGGCCGUGGACCAGUCCAACCGGCGCCCAGGCCGGUCAGACCGGCCCAUGGACCGGGCAGGCGGCUACUUCUGGCGGUGGUCGCCGCGGACGUCGUCGCCGUGGCGGUGGUGGCAACGGUGGCGGCAAUGGUGGCGCCAACGCCACCACCCCCGCGCCUCGUCCACCUCAGCACACCGCCCCUCCGCCAUGGACCGGGGUCGUUCAUGCCUACUCCAUGCCCGUGUCGCGCGCCCCCUACCCGGUCAUCAUGGGGCCACGUCCGGCCACCCACCAGGCUUUCUACGCGGCGCCCCAGCCCGCCCCGGCCUACGCUGCCCCCGCCCCCUCCCGGAGCUCGGCCUCGUGGGACCCCGCGCUCCUGACCGCCCUCCAGAGCGUCCCCUCCGCUGGGGCGUAUGGUGGCGGUGGCGACUGGUUCAUGGACACCGGCGCCUCCGCGCAUAUGGCUGCGCACCCCGGAUGGUCGUACUCGGAUGCUCCUCCACCGAUGUGA
Molecule: messenger RNA, 1326 nt
Organism: Lolium perenne
Lineage: Eukaryota; Viridiplantae; Streptophyta; Magnoliopsida; Poales; Poaceae
Source: RefSeq, a predicted model, not a curated record